GCAGCUGAUUGGUUACUGCUCAGACAUCCAGGCCCAAUCCUACAAUAUAAACCAUCUUAGUUCUCCUUUAUCUCACGGUGGAUAACUAGCCAGUCCACAACUGCAGCCACAAUGACCAGACUUCCUCUCCUCGCAGGACUUUGCCUGUUAUUUAUUCAUCUUGGUUCAGCCUAUCAGCUCAUAUGCUACUUCACCAACUGGUCCCAGUACAGACCGGCUCCAGUGAAGUUUGUGCCUGACAAUAUCGAUCCCUUCCUGUGCACACAUCUGAUCUACGCAUUCUCCAUCGUUAACUCCGCAAACCAGCUCGCUACCUACGAGUGGAACGACGAGACUCUCUACCAGUCUUUCAAUAGUCUGAAGCAAACUAAUCCAAGCUUGAAGACACUUUUAGCGGUCGGAGGAUGGAACUUUGGUUCGAAUCAAUUCUCUACCAUGGUGUCCAGCCAAGCAAACAGGAACACAUUCAUCCAGUCCUCCAUCACCUUUCUAAGAAAAUAUGGAUUCGAUGGACUGGAUCUAGACUGGGAGUAUCCUGCAGCCCGAGGCAGUCCUCCAGAGGACAAGCAAAGGUUCACUCUGCUCUGUCAGGAGCUUCAACAGGCCUACGAGGCCGAAAGCAGAGCCACAGGAAAUCCUCAGCUCAUGCUCACAGCUGCAGUCUCUGCUGGAAAAUUAACUACAGAUGCUGGAUAUGAAAUUGCUGAGAUCGCCAGGUACCUGGACUUCAUUAAUGUGAUGACCUAUGACUUUCAUGGGACUUGGGAGAGUGUCACUGGCCACAACAGUCCCCUGUAUCAGUGGUCUCAGGAAACCGGAGCCGAAACAUACCUUAAUACUAAUUAUUCGAUGACAUACUGGAAGAAUCAGGGAGCUCCAGUGGAGAAGUUGAGGAUGGGGUUUGCUACAUACGGCAGAACUUUCCAGUUGUCGUCUACAGCGAGUGGCCUGGGAGCUCCAACGAGUGGCCCUGCUGCUGCUGGCACCUACACCAGGGAGGCCGGCUUCUGGUCUUAUUAUGAGGUCUGCAGCUUCCUUCAAGGAACCAGCACACAGUGGAUCCAGGAUCAAAAAGUGCCCUAUGCUACGAAAGAGGGUCAGUGGGUUGGAUUUGACAACAAGGAGAGCUUUAACACGAAGGUCACCUACCUCAAAGAUAAUAUGUUUGGAGGGGCCUUUGUGUGGUCUCUUGAUUUAGAUGAUUUUACUGGACAGUUUUGUGGACUGGGAAAAUACCCUCUCAUCAGUGAGCUCAAGAAACUGCUAAACAACGGUUCUACUGCUGAAGGUUCUUCUGCUGAAAAUCCUCCAGCUAAAGGUCCUACUGCUGAAGGUCCUACUGCUGAAGGUUCUACCACUCCUUCGGCCAAAAAUCCUCCAGCUGAAACUUCUCCAGCUGAUCCACUUCAGUAUUGUGAAGACAGGAAAGAUGGUAUUUACCCAAAUCCUUCAGAUAAUAAAUCUUUUAUCCUGUGUGCUGCUAGGAGACAGUUUGUACAGUCCUGCCCUCCUGGCACCGUCUACAGUGUGAGCUGCAAAUGCUGCGACUGGCCCAAAAACUAGCACAGGUUAUUACUGAAGACAUGAUUAAAACGACAUUUGUUACAGAUUUAUAUGAACAUGGCUACACACCUAGCAUGAUACUUUUGCAAUCAUUUUUCUAUCUGUAAACAAUAUUCAAGAUUUCUUCUAUUUUAAAUCGUUGAUCUUUUCUAAUGUGAUUUAAUUAUGAUGAGUAUUUUAUUUUUCUAUAGCACUGGCUUGAGAAAAGAAAAGUGAUAUAGACAGUCGUACAAAUUAUGAAGCUCUGUGU
Molecule: messenger RNA, 1813 nt
Organism: Hemibagrus wyckioides
Lineage: Eukaryota; Metazoa; Chordata; Actinopteri; Siluriformes; Bagridae
Product: acidic mammalian chitinase-like
Exons: 11
Coding region: 112-1563 (483 amino acids)
Biological process (GO): chitin catabolic process; carbohydrate metabolic process
Cellular component (GO): extracellular region
Molecular function (GO): chitin binding; chitinase activity
Source: RefSeq, a predicted model, not a curated record